GGAUAAAGGAGCCACAAGUCCUCCCCAUCCCGUGAACUUACACAUGCUUGUAGCAAGGGCGCCAGACAUCAAACUUCCAGCAGCUUUUUCAGAUUCGACUUUCCCUUUAACUCAGUUCCAAGAUGGGUUCUUUGCCCGCUGCCAACGUGCCUCGAAUUGACAUCUCGCCUCUGUUUGGUGACGAUGGCGAAAAGAAGGCCCAGGUAGCGCGAGCUAUCGACGCAGCCACGCGUGACACCGGCUUCUUCUACGCUGUCAACCACGGUGUUGAUCUCCCGUGGCUCUCUCGCGAGACUGCCAGGUUUCAUCAGACCAUUAGCGAUGAGGAAAAGUGGCAACUGGCAAUACGGGCUUAUAACGAGAAGAACGAGUCCCAGGUCCGCGCAGGAUACUCGCUCCCUAUCCCGGGCAAGAAGGCUGUGGAGUCGCUUUGCUACCUCAACCCUUCAUUUGGGCCAGAUCACCCGCGCAUCAAGGAAAAGACGCCAAUGCACGAGGUCAAUGUCUGGCCAGCCGAGGAGAGGCACCCUGGAUUUCGGUCCUUUGCCGAAAAAUACUACUGGGACGUUUUCGGCGUUUCCGAGGCGCUCCUGCGAGGGUAUGCGCUGGCAUUGGGCAAGGAAGAGAACUUCUUCACCCAGCACUUCCAGCGAGACACCACUCUGUCGUCUGUCGUUCUCAUCCGUUACCCCUACUUGGAGAACUACCCCGCACCGGCAAUCAAAACGGCGGACGACGGCACGAAGCUUAGCUUUGAGUGGCACAAGGAUGUGUCGCUCAUCACCGUUCUGUACCAGUCGGAUGUGCAGAACCUGCAGGUCAAGACCGCUCAGGGCUGGCUCGACAUUGAGCCUGACGACACUGGGUUCCUCGUGAACUGCGGUGGCUACAUGGCCCAUAUCACCAAUGAAUUUUACCCUGCCCCCGUUCAUCGCGUCAAGUGGCAAAAUGCAGAGCGACAGUCCUUGCCUUUCUUCGUGAACCUGGGGUGGGAUGACACUGUCCGUCCUUGGGACGCUGCUGCCAAGGACGGGGCCUCCAAAGAACAGGACACUUGUAACGAGAGCAUCUCCUAUGGCAAGUACUUGCAAGGGGGGCUGGUUGGGCUGAUUAAGAAGAAUGGACAGACCUAGCCGAUAAUCCAGGGCCGAUACGGGACGUUGGCAGCAAGACUCCGUUCUGUCCGUCGAAUAACAACAUUGAGGGGUACACACGCACUAGGUGAUACGUUUUAGCAGGAACAAUCAAUCCACCAGGCGCGUGCCGAAAUCAGAGUGUAUCCGAUCCAGUCUGCAAUGCCGAUGCUUGUCAUACGGUAUACCACAACUCUCUAGGGUAUAGGCUAGGGUUCUAAUAGGCUAGAACCAACACUGACUGUCUUUAGCAAAUACGUG
Messenger RNA from Emericellopsis atlantica, 1394 nucleotides. RefSeq names its product isopenicillin N synthetase. Gene Ontology annotation, biological process: biosynthetic process. The record is from RefSeq and is a predicted model, not a curated record. The transcript has a single exon. Bases 123 to 1133 code for a protein of 336 amino acids. Gene Ontology annotation, molecular function: dioxygenase activity; iron ion binding. Lineage: Eukaryota; Fungi; Ascomycota; Sordariomycetes; Hypocreales; Bionectriaceae.